Molecule: messenger RNA, 2172 nt
Organism: Sardina pilchardus (European sardine)
Lineage: Eukaryota; Metazoa; Chordata; Actinopteri; Clupeiformes; Clupeidae
Gene: gypc
Product: glycophorin C (Gerbich blood group)
Exons: 4
Coding region: 475-768 (97 amino acids)
Cellular component (GO): cortical cytoskeleton; membrane
Source: RefSeq, a predicted model, not a curated record
UUGGGGAGGAGCCAAGCGAAAGUUCACGUGCAACAGAUCUACUCCUCUCUACACAUGCAAAAACUAAUGGGGAAAUUACUCUAGUUCUAGCUCGCUUUUAUGUGUCUAGCCUGAUUUAGUGUUCUAACCGCAAAGCAAGCUGCUGCCUACGGUGAAUGUGUGGACUAUGUCCAGGGGGCAUUUUUCUCAACGUGGAAUAUGACAUCCAGGAGAGUGACAUCCAAGGGAAACUAGAGUGAAGCUGAAGUCUCUCUCUCUCUCUCUCUCUGUCUAUCUCUUUCUGAGACUCUAGGAACGUCGGAAAGCUGAAACCAAAGGGGACAGCAUUGCAACCCCCCCACCCCACCCGCUCCACCCACCUCCCCCACUCCCUCCUCUCCUCCCCCAGGAGCACUCACAGCCUCCGGAUACUUUCGCUCCCGUCAGCUGUCCCGCUCAAUCCGAUCCCAGGAAGGCCUGCCACUGCCGAGCAGCAUGGACUCCAGUGCAGGAGAACUCAAUGUAACGGGCCAGACCCAGGUCACCAACACAGAUGGAUCGGAUAAUGGCUAUUUUGAUGCCAUCCUAGGAGCGGUCAUUGCCACGGUCGUGCUGGUCAUCCUGUGCGUGGCGGCGGUGCUGCUGCGGUACAUGUACCGGCACAAGGGCACGUACCACACUAACGAGGCCAAGGGCACCGAGUUUGCCGAGACAGCAGACGCGGCGCUCCGGGGCGACCCGGCGCUGCAGGACGCCAUGGACGAGAGCAAGAAAGAGUACUUCAUCUGACCCCGGGGGCCGGUCGGCCAGCGCACACGAGGCUGAAGGAUAUGUUCCCCGCCGCAAUAGAGACCUCUCUUUUAAAACGCGCAGAGCAAGAGAAUGGCUCUGUUCAACACCACGUGACCCUUCUGUUCAGGAGUCAGAAGUUUGACCAGACUGAAGUGUAGAAAAAAAAGAAAAAGAAACACGCCAAAAUGAUCCAAUGGGAUUUUUUUUUGUCCACUCACAGAAAGCCCAAUCUGUUUUUUUUUUGUUUUGUUUUGUUUUUUUGCUGUGAAAAGGACAUGAAGUUAAUGAUGCGAGAAGUGUAGACCAAAGAGAUAAUGCCUUGUAGAGAGACAUUAAUUACAAUGUCCAGUGUUUUGUGGAUGCACAUUACUCAUGAGGUCCUGUAGCGAGGGAGAGAGAGAGAAAGAGAGAGAGAAUGUUUUCUACCAAACAGACGCCGGCCACAGCGAGCAUGACAAUAGCAUGGAAGUACUCCCAGAGAAGCAAUGUUGGGUAGAAUUGGAUGUGGCAGGAUGUUGUAUUGGAAUCUAAGUGAGAGGUGUUGAGAAUAUCAAAUGCUCAGCCAACACAUCUGGGGCGUUCUGAAAAUAUAACCUAUAUGGCCACAAACUCUUCAAGCACUAACUCUUUUCACUAACACUUACAGUAGGUAACAGAUUAAAACUUGUGGAUUUAUGUUGUUAGUUUUGUGACUUCUCCAACUAAAGCCAAAUAUUUGUAAUACAAUUUGAGCAGUGAGAGAGAAUUUGAUUUCAAUUUCUUCACCUGAGCAGAGUAAGGGACACAUUUAAAUGUUCUAACGUUCAGUAAUUGCUAUAUUUGCAAAUGUAGUGUAACAUAUUCAAUACACAUACAAUAAUUUGGCAUAUCAGUAAUAACCUACAAUAUCAAUUGAUGACAUAUCGUUAAGUCCAAAGUAUAUGAAAGUAGGAAGACUGUGGUCCCGAUAUUGGUCCUAACUUAAUUUGCCUCCUUUAAAGGUGACAAUGCAGGAAUAUAAAUGGAUGUAUCUGCGAGUCAUCAGUUGCCGGAGGCAUCAAGCAACAGCAAUUAUAUGAAGUGUUUUGGAAAUGAACACGGGAGGGAUUUAUGUGUAAUUAAUUGUUUUUCAUUACGCUGGCUGUUUUGUUUGCUUCCACACAAAGGUGUUGGUUUUCAUAGAAAGUCAGUUUCUGAAACCUGAUCUUGUGUUUGUAUUAAGUGUUUAUAUUGUAAUCAAAUUGCAAUCUGCUAUCUGCUUUCUCUUUCGGUAAAACCAAAACUGUUUGGGGAAAACAAGAGAUGGAGUAGGCUUGCAUUUAUUGAAUGUUGUGACUGUUGAACAAAAUACUGCUAAGCUCAAGAAAAAUAACCCAAAAUAAAUAACCAUAGCCUAAAUAACCACCUGGAAUGACAUGGCAU